This is a messenger RNA of Cokeromyces recurvatus, 2569 nucleotides long. RefSeq lists its product as uncharacterized. NCBI's taxonomy places the organism in Eukaryota, Fungi, Mucoromycota, Mucoromycetes, Mucorales, Mucoraceae. The transcript has 8 exons. Gene Ontology annotation, molecular function: protein binding. Gene Ontology annotation, cellular component: mediator complex. Bases 33 to 2411 code for a protein of 792 amino acids. Gene Ontology annotation, biological process: positive regulation of DNA-templated transcription. The record is from RefSeq and is a predicted model, not a curated record.
AUUUUAUUUUUCUUUAUUAUUAAAAUUUUACUAUGGUGGAUACAACUUCUUCCCUAGUAAAACGAAGAAAAAUUUCUCAAAAGACUGCUUUAUCAGAUAAAGCAUCUCGAUAUCCUAUUAGUCUACAUUUUUCAGCUUUAAUAUAUAAACAAGCACCUACCUCAAUCUCUAUUUCUCCACAGAGUAUCUUGACCUGUGCACCUAUUCCACCCAACCCGACUGAAUUUAACGUUAUUGAUGGUGAUAUCUUUAGUUUGAAUGGAUCUAUUCGUAAAGUGCAUGUCAAACUAUUGGAAGAUUAUCACAAACAACAUACAAUCACUCAUCUAAAAUGGAAUCAAAAAGGAAAUGUUCUCGCGUCUGCAGAUGAAAGCGGUCAUUUAGCUCUAUGGCAGAUUAAAAGUUCAAUCCAUGAUUGGGAAUUAAUUUAUAAAGUAGACAUUAAACAACCUUUGGCAGCAUUCCUUUGGUUAAAUUCUGAACGUCAGUAUUCAGCACAGUCUAAAAACACAUUAAGCCGUGAUCCUAUCUUUGGGCCUCGUAAUCCUUAUGGACAACUCGGAUUCAUUACAGUUACAGUGCAUGGUGAAAUCACAGUUCAUUAUCAAAGAAAUGGUUCCUUGUUUUCUAGUUUUUCAACACCAAUACCAAAUAUUGGAAGACGUGAAAUUAGUCGAGCCGAUGCUGGAUGUUUCGGCAUGUCUCUUGCUGGACUGGAUGACUGGGAAAGAAUCUCACAUGCAGACAUUACCUUGGACAGGGAUGGGUUGAUUAUUCUUGCUAUACAUAAUGCUUCAAUUCAACCAAAAUCAAUAUCACUUCAUAAAAUUAAAAUAAAGUUUCCAAAGAGAUCAAAUGAAAAGGGAGCUAUAGAAUGUAGACCAACAACAACACUAAAAUUACAGCCCCAUCAUAACCUACUUAAGGAUAACCAUAUUACUCAGCUUGUCUUCAAAAAGAAUACUUUACCAGUUGAACUUGUCAUUGGAUUAGGAGAGAAAGGAGAUAAAUAUCAAUCGUUUAUUUCAACUUGGCAAUUGAAAAAAACAAAGCAAGUAAUUUCGAAUAAUACAUUUGGGAAUAUUACGAGUGAACGAGAAUGUUUAUUGUACAAGUCAGGGACAAGAAUUGAAGGACGAUAUAUAGCAGCACUUCAAUCAUCAAAUACAUCCAAGAUGAUUGUUGGACUCUCUGAUGGAAGUAUUUAUAUAGAGAAAGAGACUUCAUCAUUAACGAACAGUAUAGAUGAUCCCAACUCAUAUUGGAAAGUAGUUGAUUCUCAUAAGAUGAGUGAUGGCUAUGUAGAUCCUAUUGUAGAUUUGAGUCUAUCACCCAACGAAACUCAUAUAGUCUAUACAUUUUCAUCCGGAAAUCUUGGUGUUUCUAGAAUUGUAGAUGACACAGUAAUAGAUGUGAGUGAAGUUAGCUGUAAAUUAAAGCUAUGCUUAUUAAAUAAUGUGGAUUAUCUUGACUUGAUAUCUGUAAUUAUUUAUUUAAGUAAGCAAGAAGGCUAUGCAGAUAAACCAGAAGAAAUUUUAAACGAUGUAUUAAAUAUGUACGAAGCUUAUUAUUACAAUUGUAUGAAUCUUAAUGGUAAUUUAGAAUCAAAUCAACCUCUUGAAAACUGGAGCCUUGCACACUUGGAAAAGGCAUAUUCUAUUGCAAUGGCGGUUUAUAAACGAUUACCAGAGAGAGAAGUUCAGAGUAUUAAUCUUUCAAGGGCUGUUCAGUUACCAAUUAUCCUGGAGACCUUUUUAAAUAAUUGUACUCUAAGCUAUUCAGAUAUUAUGAACAUAUUGGAAAAGAAGUCAAUUGAUGAUGAUCAUGUUCAGCUAGAAUUUUAUGCAAAUAGUUUAUGGACACUCGCAUCGUUAUCUACUUGGACCUUAGAUUAUUUGAAAUGGAUCCUAAAAGAAUGGAAUAUGUUAUUUAACUAUAAAAGACCGAAAAAUUCAAAGUAUAAUAAUAUAAGUGAAAAGCCAGUACAUGCAGUAUUAUUACUUCAUCAAGAUUCAAGGAUUGUAUUAUGUAAAAUAUUAAAAAUGAUUCACCAUUUUAUUAGAUAUACAACUACUGCCACUUAUCAAUUAGAAAAAUCACCAGAAUCACAGCCUUUAUUACAAAAAUAUACAUCCACUUUAUUAAAUAAUGGGAUUAUUUCCCUUGAAGAAAUCAUACAUUUUCUAAAUGCAUUAGAAGUGAUAAAGCCAAUCAAUACUGACACAAUAAUAGAAAAUCGAUGGUCAAUAUUAUUAACAUCCAAUUUGAAGAAAUACAAAAUAGAAGAUAUACAAAAGAUUACUAAUGAAUACAAGGAUAAAUGUGUUAAGCCUUCGAUUUAUAUUGAUACUCAAGAACCAAAUACGUUAGAUAUUGUUUGUAAAAGAAUGGGUAUACACUGUAUAAUGUAAAUAAAAUGCGUAUAUCUAUCUUGACUCCUUCCUCCACUUUAAACCAUCAAAUAUCGAUAAUACUUGAUAUACACUUUCUUUCUUUCUUUAUAUGUCAUAAGUUGUUGUUAAAGCUAGUAUUAUUUUACUCGUUUUUUUAUGUAGAAAAAAAUACAUAG